CCGAAGCCCGACUCCUGCUUGUUGCAAGAAAGUAAGAUGUCGGUAAGAUCCUUCUUAUCGAUGGCAGCACCACCCUCGGUUCUCACCACCAUGGUGAUGAAGAAAGGAUGAUGUAUGGUGAUGCUGCUCUCGGUUCCCACCGCCAUGGCGAUGAAGAAAGGAAGACGUCAACGAGAUCCCUGUCGGCGAUGGCGAUGCCUCUCUCGGUUUUCGCCGCCAUGGCGAUGAAGAAAGGAAGACGUCGGCAAGAUCCCUCUUGGCGUAGCGACGACGCCCUUGGUUCUCACGGCCAUGGAGAUGAAUCGGGACUUUUCUUUCUUGUAACCGUUGGUGAUUUUUAUUUCCUCUAAUUUUGAAUCACCCGGACCGCCCAUUGUCGAGUUGCAUCCAAGGAGAUCAAGAAGAGAUGAGAUUGGGCAUAGUAUGGAGUUUGAUGUUUUUACAUGGUUCGGAGUUCUAUCUGUCGAUGAUCCUCAAUUAAGUGGAUUGCAGUGUUCCUUUCACAUUGAGCUGUAGGCAUGCAUUCUGUUCAAACAUAAGCCAGUUGCCUGUGCCAUAACCGACCGUGACAUAGAAGCUGCAUUCCAGGAUUUAAUGGCUAUGAACUGGGAUGAAAUCCCAGAGUGUACUGCAAAUGAGACAAACAAGGCACUCUCUAAAGCUUCUGAUGAUAAGGCUGGCCAAGAGGCUCUGGCAAAUGUCUUUUGUGCAGCUGAGGCUUCCGUGGAGUUUGGUGGUGUUCUAGUUACCCUCAGAAUGGCUCCUGAUGAUCUAAAUGGAUUAAGUGUUGAGAAUGUGGGAAGCCUACCAGAUUAUAUAGGAGAUGCCAUAAGAGCCGCAUAUAAAUGCUACAUGGCAUAUCUGGAUUCUUUUGGCCCUGGUGAGGCUUAUUUGCGGGAAAAAGUUGAAAGAAAGCUGGGAACAAAAAUGACACACUUGAAGAUGAGAUAUAGUGGCAUGGGUUCUAAGUGGGGAAAGGUUACACUUCUUGGCACUUCUGGGCUUUCUGUGUCCUAUGUGGAUCUUAGAUCAUGAGAAAGAUGGUGGGAGGUUGGCUGGGCUUCUGUAUUGGCUAUUAAUGGAUGUUUAUGAACGAUGUUUUGAAUGGGACAAUCGAUCAGUUCAGUCCCAAGUUAUACUUGCAAGUUAAGAAAAAUCUUUUCAGAAAAAUAGAUAUGUUUUUUGCAGUGACGAGUUGUAAAUGCCAUUCCUUCUAGUCCCCAAAAUUUCAACUGAUAGCAUGAGGCUGCCAUUGUUUUUGUCACAGCCAUGUGAUGGGAUGUAGGUACCAUGCUAUCCUGGAACGUCUUCUCAUUAGUUGAUCUUCUGUUGCUUAUGAUAGAUCAUAAUUCCCUUCUGCAGUCUC
This is a messenger RNA of Phoenix dactylifera (date palm), 1366 nucleotides long. NCBI's taxonomy places the organism in Eukaryota, Viridiplantae, Streptophyta, Magnoliopsida, Arecales, Arecaceae. The record is from RefSeq and is a predicted model, not a curated record.